UCCCCGAAUCCAAUUAUCCAAAUACCCCUAGUCACCAUUUCCUGGUUUGAUUCCUCUCUUCUCAACUACUACUUCCUCUGGUUCCCAUAUUCUUUCUCUCAAUUUCCGGUGUUUUCUCUUUUACUUCGAUCAGAUGAAGAAGUUGUUUAAACUUGCAAAUCGAAGGAUUUCAACCGAAGUUAGGACAAAAGGUUUCCAGCGAAGCUGGAAAAGGCUUUGAUGUGACAAAUUUCUGGUAGCUUCAUCAAUGUUUGAUUAUAUAUGCCCCACAGGCCUGUGUUGGUCAUGCCUUUUAUGAGGUCAAUGGCUGCAUCACUUGUAGUGUGUUCUCGUAUAGUAGGUCCAAUCCGAGUCCUCAUGUCAUACGUGAUACCAUAUUGGAUGCAGAUCUUUGUGAUGUGGUUGGAUAUGGUUACCUACUUGCAUCACCGCUGCCACGAGCAAAAGCUUCGUCGGUACAGAGGGGAGGAAUGGAGUUAUCUAAGUGGAGGGCUCACAAAAGUUGAUUGUGAUUAUGGGUGGAUUAACAACAUUCAUCACGACAUUGGAACUUACGUUAUCCAUUAUCUAUUCCACCCAGAUUUCACAUUAUCAUUUGGUAGAAACAACCAAGGCAUCUAAACAUGUAUUUGGUAAGUAUUAACAUCUAGUACCAAGUAGAUUUGCUGCAUUGUUAUUAGACACUAUUAUGUUUGUAGAUGUCUCAUAGAACAUCAUAUGUUUUGACUUCUGCAUCUUUUUAGCUCUUCUGAAGGAAGUUGUUAGAAAAAGUGGAGUGUAUGGACAACCAUAACAUUUCUCAUUUCAUCACUGUUGUGUAGGUGCUUUUUAAGUUUUGUUUUGGAUUUUGAUUUAAUUGGGUAAUUGUGGUUCUGUGAAGUGGAUUUUGUUAAUAGAGGUGAAUUAGUUUUUAUGUUUGUGUGAUUUAUGUUCAUAGCGACUCAAUCAAAAAUAUUGACUGUCUGAACCAUUCUCUAGUUUUUGUUCGCUUUUACAGUAGAUUCACUCUCUGAAGUCAUGGUAGUUGCCCUGGUUUUCCAUCUUUAUGAAAAUGGAUGUUCUCUUAUCCUCCCUAUAGAUCUCAACUAAGUUUCUUUUUCGUUCUCGGCAAAAUAAGAUAUGGGUUUUGUUAAUCAGCAAUUCAUUUUCUUAAUCUAACCCCUUUUCUUAAUCUUCCGUCACCAACAUAUUCAUUAGCAGGUACUAAGAUCCCUGUCUUAAUUAGUGGUACCCAAUGAAAUUGUUAGUCCUUGGUAACUAGAAAUACUUGGUUAGAUGUUGUUAUGUUCAAUGCUUCAGUGAAUUUGAGCUGAAUGAAAUUGUGUUUCAGUUGAUUCUAAGUGAAUGGUUAUCUUCAAUUUGACAAUGUUAAUAACCGUAUCCCUUUUCCUACUUAGAUGCAUCUCAAAUGAAUCAUGUAUCAGUGAAAGAAUUUCUUUGGAAGUUCUUAAUCCGUGUAUAAAUAUGUAGGUUUGAUUUACAAGUGUUUACUAUUAGAAUUUGCUAUGUAGAUUGUGAUUUCUUGAAAUGAAUACCGAUUUUUUAUAAUCAGAAUGAAGAGUUUUAGGUUUUGAAAGCUCAGGGUCUUUAUGAAAUUGUUGGUUUUAGGACUGAACUUUGUCGAUUCAGUGGUGCAAAGAUCUACCCUGGUAGGGGUAUUAGAUUUAUCAGGAGCGAUUUUCGGGUACUCUAUUGAUGUGCACACAAUUAAUUGUUACUUUUUUUGUUUUUAUGUUGCACUCUCCUGUAUGGUGCUCUGGGUAAUGAGUUUGUUGUGAUCUUUUGCCGUAGGUGUUCCUUUUUGUCAAACUCUAAAUGUAAGAGGUACUUCCGCAACAAGCUUAAGCCAGUAGGUGGUUCAUUAAGAAAAGCUUUUGAUGAAAUUUUUUUAAGAAAAAUUGCUGGAUGUUAACAUUCUCUUGGGUCUGACAUUUGUUAAUUUGAAGUUGUGUUAUUUAUAAAACAAUUGUUAACAUCUGUAUGAACUCAUUGUUCAGGUACCAUGUAUUCUUCAAGUAAGCACUAGUUAAGUUUCUUAUCUAUUUGAGUUUUAAGUAUUCAUUUUUAUUGUGCAUUUGUGAUAGCAAUUUGCACCACUUCUUCCGUAAUUCAUCAAGUUAAAGGUCAGUGAAAGAGUGAUCUGAUAGUUAAAAGGACUCCACAAAGCUUACAAAUCUGGAACCUUGUUAAGGAUGGUUGCUGACUUAGACUUUAAGCCGACAAUGCCAGAGUUCAAGUCACCGCAUACUAAUCUACUUGGUUUUGUGUUUAGAAAAUAAUGGAAAUAAUAGUUGUGAUUAAACUGUUGCCGGAGUAUUCAGGAACUAGAAGUUCUAGCAUUUGCCUUUGCUUAGUUAUGAAAGCAUUAGGCUACAAGCGUAUUUUAUGUAAUUGGCCUACAUUUUUUGCUAAAGAUUUUGGAAACUAAUGAAAACUGGAGUUGCCAUUAACAUGUUGCCAAAGUGUACAGGAACUAGCAGUUGUGUGUGCCUAGUUCCGGAAGCGUUAGGCUACUAGCGCAUCUCAUGUUGUUGGCAUGUGUUCGUUGCUAAACAGUUCAGAAACUAAUAAAAACAGUAGUUGCGAUCAACUUGUUGCCGAAGUAUAUAGGAACUACUAGUUGCCUUUGACUAGUUCCGAAAGCCUUUGGCAACUAAUUUUUCUGGGCAGUUGCCGGAUUUUAGUAGCCUUUUCUCAGGUUUUUUGUAGUGGCAAGAUGGGAAGCAGUAUGCAAAGAAUUGAAGGGAAGAAUCUCGGAAGAGGAGUUGGUGCGAUCGUUCAUCUAUGCUUUAUCAACCGGGCAGCCGUUAUUUUCUGCACUAUUCAAGAUAAGAAAUGCAGUACGAAUGAAGGAGUUGAAAAAAUACCAAGCCUAGCACAUUCGUAUGGAGGAAGAAUAGGAAAGAUACAAUGAGAUAAGAUAAAUGUA
Molecule: messenger RNA, 2929 nt
Organism: Papaver somniferum (opium poppy)
Lineage: Eukaryota; Viridiplantae; Streptophyta; Magnoliopsida; Ranunculales; Papaveraceae
Product: temperature-sensitive sn-2 acyl-lipid omega-3 desaturase (ferredoxin), chloroplastic-like
Exons: 6
Coding region: 262-621 (119 amino acids)
Molecular function (GO): oxidoreductase activity
Source: RefSeq, a predicted model, not a curated record